Lepisosteus oculatus (spotted gar) is the source of this 3125-nucleotide messenger RNA. RefSeq names its product neurexophilin and PC-esterase domain family, member 3 (gene nxpe3). The record is from RefSeq and is a predicted model, not a curated record. Lineage: Eukaryota; Metazoa; Chordata; Actinopteri; Semionotiformes; Lepisosteidae.
CAAAAUACCUGCAAUCUCUGGGUAUAGUAGCGCAACACAGCAGUUUUAAGGCUCGGUUAGCCGAUUCUCGAAGACAGCGAUUGUCGUCUAGCCCAGAGGAGAGGAUGCAGUUCUGGCAGGGCUUUCCUGCUCAUUGAAAUGUAUUGAUGCACGAAGCGUUUAGCACGCCCCCGUGGACGGUUUUCUUCAGAAUCAAAUGUUUUGCAAAAGGCGUGAGUAUAGUGUAAAGCGCAAGUGCUUGAACCACACCACCGGACUCGGAUUUGCUUUUUUUAGAGGGGACGUGAGUAUUUUUUGUACGUCUUUCAUAUAUACUGUUUUAACGCGACUAAAAGCAGUGAAACUGCUUCUGUCUUUUUGAUAUAUGAUCUGAAUGAAAUUACUGGUGGUCUUAGGAAGAAGAAACAUCUUCCAAUCUUUAAGACUCUCGUUCCAACUGGGAGCUCCAGCUGUGGCUGAAGAUGAAACUAUCCAGACGAGCAGCUGGACACUACCUUCAAGGCGAGCGGUGCAGGUCUCUCUCCUGACUGAUCUCUCUGCCCCGUGGGAGUGACGCUGAUGCGCCGGGAGGAGCAGUGAGUGCGAGGCCGCGCUAUCGAGCUGGACAGUGGCCGGGGAAGGCGCUGCGUGACCAUGUGGACGAAUCUGUCCCGGUUCACGCCUCUCUUUCUGUUCCUGGCCUUCACUGGUCUCGUCUUCCUGCUGAGGAACAUCUUCACCUUGGAGAAAUUUGAUUGCAACACUAGAACGGCGCUCUGUCGGAUCCAGGACACCAUCAGCACAGCCUUCAAGCCCGUGGGACCUGUCGCGGUCAACAAAGACUCGUACUGUGGCUACUCGGAGCUCGAGCUGAGUCCGGAGGAGGUCCUGGAGGAGCAGUACUUAUUGGACCUGAUUGCCUGGCCAGAGCCGCCAGUGCAGACUCCGUCCUUCCAGCAGAGCACCGACCCAGCACACAGCUUCUUCGUCAUCCUCAAUCCCAGUGAGGACCUCCGAGUGGGUGGCCAGCUGGAGGUGCUGGUCCACAUGCAGGACUUCCAGGGGCAGCCCAAGCAGUACGGCGGAGACUUCCUGCUGGCCCGGAUUCACUCCCCGGAGCUCAAAGCGGGGGCUGCUGGGAAGGUGGUGGACCACCAGAAUGGCUUCUACUCGGUGUUCUUUGCCUUGCUGUGGCCAGGGGAGCUGACGGUGUCGGUGACGCUGGUGCACCCCAGCGAGGCCGUCCAGGUGCUGAAGAGGCUCCGCCAGGAGCGGCCCGACCGGGUGUACUUCAAGAGCCUCUUCCGCACUGGCUACUUCUCCGAGACCACCUUGUGCAACCUGUGUCUGCCCGCCAGCCAGCCCCUCUGCAACUACACGGACCCCCACACGGGAGAGCCCUGGUUCUGCUACAAGCCGAAGCUGCUGAGCUGCGACAGCCGGGUCAACCAUGCAAAGGGGGGCUAUCAGAAGCACCUGCUUACUGCCAAAGAGGGGCUGCUUUUCCAGAGUAAUGUAAACAUCAAAGUUCCCAUACUGGCUUCUGGUGCAGAUCAUGUGACAGUGAAGCUCCAGGAAAAAAAUGGUCAUUCUGACAGAGGGAAGAAGACUAACCCAGAUGGCCUGACAUUCAUGCCCUCUGGAUUCUAUUACCAAGAUGUGUGGAAGCCCACAGGAGGAAGAGCUGUGCGCCAGUUCAACGAUGCCCUUUCAGUCACACAGUGCCUGAAACGGAAGGUUAUUUACCUAUAUGGGGACUCGACAGUGCGCCAGUGGUUUGAAUACUUAAAUGCCCUUGUUCCAGGUCUUCAGGAGUUUAACCUGGGCAGCCCGAAGAACGUGGGCCCCUUCCUGGCCGUGGACAGCGCGCACGGCAUCAUGCUGAAGUACCGCUGCCACGGGCCGCCCAUCCGCUUCUCCACGGUGGCCGCCAGCGAGCUCCGCUACGUGGCCAACGAGCUGGAGGGCAUCGUGGGUGGGCGGGACGUGGUGGUCGCCAUCACCAUCUGGUCCCACUUCAGCACCUUCCCCGCCGAGGUCUACAUCCGCCGGCUGCGCAACAUCCGCCGGGCCGUGCGGCGCCUGCUGGCCCGCAGCCCGCGCACGCUGGUGGUGCUCAAGACGGCCAACGUGCAGGAGCUCGGCCCCGAGGUCAGCCUGUACAACAGCGACUGGUUCUCCCUGCAGCUGGACGCCCUGCUGCGCCACAUGUUCCAGGGCCUGGACGUGGUGCUGGUGGACGCCUGGGAGAUGACGCUGGCCCACCGCCUCCCGCACGCCCUCCACCCCCCCGCCCUGAUCGUCAAGAACCAGGUCGACGUCUUCCUCUCCCACGUCUGCCCGGGCGGCUGAGGAGGCGGCGCUCGGGACCGGUCGUUCCCCGGCUCGGCGCACGCGACCCUCGCGGGAAAGGAGCUGUCGGCGGCGGGUGCUGCUGGCCUGGUCGGCGCUGGGCAGUUUCGGGUUUGCCCACGGCCCGGUCACGAGAGGCAGGGCUUAUCUUUAUUGCUGUAACCCCUCCGCUGUCCGCCGUAAGGCAGUACUCCAGCGGCUCUCUGAGAAAACCACUGUAUAAAGUCUGCAGAAAUUUUCUUUCUGGAUACCAGGUGCUGCAACUACUGGAGGCUUACUAAGAGACAUUGAGGAGAGCCACGGGAUAUGUAAAGAUGUGUUAAUUAUUAAUUAUUUUUAUUAUAUUGUUGGCUUAUCUUUACUGACACUGCAUUGGCUGGCGUAUAUCCACACACUUUGAGGUUAGGGAGCGAUUAAAAGCUGCUUGGCAUCAGUCCAGGUGUUCUGCUAGCCAGGUGUCCCCAUUCACGCGUUCGACAGCUACAUGUAUGUGCAAGUAAACAGACACAAGGAAUGACUUCCAUCAUUCCUUCCCGAGCCGAAAAGAAAUAUUUUUUCCUGCGUUUUUCUCUCUCAUCAGUCAGAGCAGAAGGAACAGACACAGAAGUAACACCGUGUCAUCGGUUUGUUCUCCAGGUUACUCUGAUCAUGACAAUAUAUGCACUGUAACAACUCUGAUAGCAAUUGAGAAUACAUUAUUCUGGAGUUGUUUAUCCUUUGGGAUGCAAACCUUUAUACUAAUUUAUGCAAUUGUAAUAAUAAACGUUUAAAAACAUGGAACAAAGAACCGUUAA